Messenger RNA from Daldinia caldariorum, 1761 nucleotides. RefSeq lists its product as uncharacterized. The transcript is spliced from 2 exons. The coding region runs from base 419 to 1381 and encodes 320 amino acids. Gene Ontology annotation, molecular function: 5'-flap endonuclease activity; crossover junction DNA endonuclease activity. Gene Ontology annotation, cellular component: Slx1-Slx4 complex. NCBI's taxonomy places the organism in Eukaryota, Fungi, Ascomycota, Sordariomycetes, Xylariales, Hypoxylaceae. The record is from RefSeq and is a predicted model, not a curated record. Gene Ontology annotation, biological process: double-strand break repair via homologous recombination.
CCGGGAGAUAUUGGUUGAUAUGUAUGUAUUAUUUCAUGAUUUAUCGAUAACUAAAUACAUGGGAUUUUAGGAGGCUCCUAAUUCCACCUGGGCAACCCCACAUAACACCCCACUACGUUAACGUUAAACCUUAACAUUAGGUAAAUCUACAUAGUAUAAUACAGUACGCUUAUGUUGCUUGUGACGUCUUACACGGUUCAAUAAUGUAAAUAACACAGAACUAAAACAAUCUUUGGAACAACACCUUGGUCAGUGUCAGUAGCGAUGGGAGAGAUAACUAAACACACCAAAAUCAUUUAUUAUUGAAACUCACCUCUCAUAUUAGAAAUGGAAUCGGCUUCUUGCAGCGGGUACAUAUCUCAUCUCACUACUAGAAAAUCUCAGACUUACUCUUAAGACGCGCCAAAUCGUAAAGAAAAUGUCCAUCCUAGCGAAGCCCAUCCCCCCAUUAUAUACCGUAUAUAUCCUACGAUCGACCAUCCGCAAAAGCUCAUUAUAUAUUGGUUCAACACCUAAUCCACCUCGACGGCUUAAACAACACAACGGCGUAGUCAAAGGUGGCGCCGCACGCACAUCAAGAAACAAGUUGAGGCCAUGGGAGAUGGUUGGCCUUGUAUCAGGCUUCCCUGGAAUGGUAACCGCUUUAAAAUUUGAAUGGGCCCUCAACAAUCCCCACAUGUCACUGCAUAUUCCAUCCACAUCUCGGAUUACCACCGCAGCGGGUAGGAAACGAAACGGCCGUCCUAGACGCCCUCGGCAUAACCUGACAUCUAUACUAUCGAACCUACAUCUUCUCCUUCGGGUCCCUAGUUUCGCAAGAUUGCCUUUAAAUGUCCACUUCUUUGUACUCGAGGCUUACGAAGUGUGGCAAGAAUGGUGCAAUACCGUAGAUGAACCUCUCCGGGAUACCAUUGGGGUGCUAACUGAUUUCGAGACGAUGGGCACAAGUCCGGGAGAUGGUGAAAGUGCCGAUACCAAGGACGAGCCAGAGCAGCCUCGGGGUAUUCAUGCUCUCCCGCUUGACUACGCUCCGAUGAAGGAUUAUGUGACCAAGACAAAGUCGAUCUACAACUUUGAGAGAGAAGGUAAUUGCAUAAUAUGUCAGGAACACCUUGAUCCUGGAAAGGGCCUCUAUGCAACAUGUUCAAACAUAGAUUGCGAGGGCACGGGGCAUCUAACAUGCUGGAGCAAACAUAUGCUUGAAAAGGAGGCCGGUGAAAACAUCAUACCUAUAUCUGGACACUGUCCAGAAUGCAAAGGUGAAGUAGCAUGGGGUGAUCUCAUGAAGGAGAUGAGUUUAAGAAUAAGAGGGUCAAAAGAGGUCGAGAAGUUGCUUAAGAAACCUAGAAAACGAAAAGCGCGAGCCGAGUCGGAAAUAUAAGCCUAUAGUUUUUUUUGAUUAGUUAGAAAGACUUCAUUGGGUUUCUCAAUUCUUAUAGCAAGGUGCUUAAUGUAGUAUAAUUACGUAUGCCAGGUAGGUGAUAGGUAGGUACCUACCUGGAUCUAGGGUAAAACUCCGACUUCGUAUUUCCUAUCUCUUUUCAUUUAUUUACCAAGUGGCUAAAAAUAUUAUUGAUGCAUAUCAUAUACCUGAUGUAACAAGUUUGAGUGCGUGCGUACGACAUGAACAAGGUAAUGAAUAGAUAACCUCUCCCCGAUGGGUAUCGAUGUCAUGUCGAGGCAUGCUAUCCCCCGCAAAAAAAAAAAAAAAAAAAAAAAAAAAAAAGCAGACCCCCCUUUUACCCUUUUUAUAGUGACGAG